This is a messenger RNA of Penaeus monodon (black tiger shrimp), 1267 nucleotides long. Its product is annotated as tetraspanin-2-like. The transcript has 7 exons. The record is from RefSeq and is a predicted model, not a curated record. Bases 187 to 657 code for a protein of 156 amino acids. Gene Ontology annotation, cellular component: membrane. Lineage: Eukaryota; Metazoa; Arthropoda; Malacostraca; Decapoda; Penaeidae.
AUCUUAUCUUUCCCUUCUGGCAAAUAUAAAACUUUACAGCCCUAGAUCAAUGCUCUGGCCCGUUUCGUUGCUCAUAACACGUAACGCAAAGGUUUACGUCAGUUUGAUAUUCUACGCUUGUGGUCUCCGGUGAUUUUUAGCAAAAAAGCAAAAUAGCUAGACAAGUAUCCCCUGAAGAAGGUCAACAUGGGUCAGGGAGGAGGUCAUGGCUACGGGCGAGGAAAGGGGGGCAGAGGUGAAGGGUCAACGGCGGAAUUCUUAAUGAAACUCAUUAUGCUGUUCAACCUGUUCUUUAUUAUCAUGGGCGCCGCUAUGGUCUCUUUCGGCUUCUGGAUCACCCUCGACACGGAAUUCAAGCGAUGGGUGAAAGACCUGGGCAUGGAGCACUUCUGGGUGGGCGUGUACAUCCUCAUGGCUGCCGGGGGCCUCCUCAUGGUCCAGUCCUUCUUCGGCAUCUGCGGCGCCUACCAGAGGAAGUCCACACUGCUGCUCAUUUUCCAAGGGUGCCUAGUCGUCUGCUUCGUGUUGGAGAUUGUUGGAGCUGCCUACAUGCUCGCCAACGGCAUCCGCUACUCCAGAAUAGAGUAUUGGCUCACCGAUCGCUUCUACAACUUGAUUGAUGUCUACAACUACGACCAGGCAUCAGCCAGGAUAUGAACAUCGUGCAGGAGUGGGUCGGUUGCUGCGGUGCCAAGGGCUCAGCUGAUUAUGUGCGCUGGAACAAGGUCAUUCCCAGCACCUGUUAUGACCCCAUCACUGGAAAUGCUUGGUACAUAAAGGACUACGGUUACGUGGGCUGCGUUCGAGGAUUCACCAUGUUCCUGGAGACCAAAGCGGGAUGGAUUUCCGGCCUUGCUCUCUUCAUCGCUUUCUUCCAGAUCUUCUGUAUUGGAUUCACCUGUUAUUUCAUACAAGGCAAGAGGGCUUAUCAGGAAUACAGAAAGAGUCAAGAAUUCCUGGAUCGACGCUGAAGAGACCCUGCAUAUAAAGAAUUCGCUUUACCGGAUGCCCUUCCUGCCGUCAACCUAGUUAUAUAGAUUUUUAUUUUAUUUUCUCUCUUGGUUUUUAGAAAUACUUUUUUUUUUAUCAGUUUUAUGGGGAAAAGCAAGGGAAGGGAUAACAAUAGAGAAUAUUGGAAACGGAUAUUCAGUUUCAAUAUUAUUGUAAUAUUGUUAUGAUUUAUCUUACAUGAAAAUCAAAGACAUCAAAGGAUCUCGUUUGAUAUUGCUUAAAAUAAAGUGCGUGAUUAUGUUUCGUAAUUAGUGUU